Molecule: messenger RNA, 576 nt
Organism: Penicillium egyptiacum
Lineage: Eukaryota; Fungi; Ascomycota; Eurotiomycetes; Eurotiales; Aspergillaceae
Source: the annotation of a GenBank genome assembly
AUGUCUACUAUCGACCGAAUCUUGGAGAAGUUCAAGGACAUAGUUGUCCGAGUCCCAUCUAUGUAUUCAUUGUCCCCUUCCUGGUAUGCUAGGGUGACUCCAGACUUGGACAGAAAAGUGGAGGAACAUGUAGAAUCAUGGCGUCAACGCUGGCUACUGGAGCCUACGGCUUACAAGCAGAACCUGGCUGCCGACUGCGGUUACUUCGCACGAGCUACAAACCCAAACGCCAACGUGGCGAACUUGCAGAUUGCAGCAAGAUUCACUAGCUGGAUUUUCGCUUGGGAUGACGAACCUCUCCAACACCUCCUCUGCGACGAACUUUGCAGCUAUGUCGCAGGGGCAGUCAGAUCCGAAGAUGCGUUUCAGGAUGGUGUCAUCAUGGACCUAGACGUCUAUCUAGAGAACAGGGUGCAAGCUUCAGCUGUCUAUCCCGUCAUAGUGUUUGCUUCGAUUGUACAGGAUAUCACUCUCCCAGCUUGGUUUAUCAACCAUCCUGUACCAAAGGAAAUGAUGAGACACAUCAACAUCAUGCUAUCAUUAAUGACAUUGUCUCUACUCGCAAUGAAUUGGUAA